This is a messenger RNA of Parnassius apollo (apollo), 351 nucleotides long. Lineage: Eukaryota; Metazoa; Arthropoda; Insecta; Lepidoptera; Papilionidae. The record is from the annotation of a GenBank genome assembly.
AUGAAAAACAAAGAAACUGUAUAUUAUAUUUGGCAUGAAGGAAAUGGAGGUUUAGAAAGUGAUGUAUUUGCCACUAAUUUGUCUAAACACCUUAAGCAUGAUAUUGAUAAGUUUAAACCAACUAAAAUCAUACCUUGGAACGAUGGAUGUGGUUAUCAGAACCGGUGCUUGACUUUAGCUAAUGCUUUGCUUAACUUGGCGAUUGAAAAUAAUGUUAUAAUUGAACAAAAAUAUCUGGAAGUAGGCCAGACACCAAUGGAAGUUGAUUCAAUUCAUAGUGUAAUAAAAAAUAAAUUGCGUGGUCGAAAACGUGAUAUUUUUGUUCCUCCUGACUAUGUGAGCAUAAUAUGA